AUGCCCUCGACUUCUUAUGGCAAUGGUACAAACACGAGCACCAGCGUUCCUCUUUCGCUACCUUCCACUGGCGUAAACCCACCAAACACUUCGCUGAACGCGUAUCCCUCUGACAUACAAAACACAACCGAUUCUACCAGUCUAGCGAGCAGCACAUCCAGCGUAGAAACAUCCGCGGGCGUGUGGAGCAGCUCCGGCGUAGCCUCUGGCACCGCCCCCCCUUCCUCGAGCAAACACUCGAACCAUACAGGUGCGAUCGUCGGCGGGGUCAUUGGAGGCCUUGCAUUUCUCCUGUUCGCCACCGUGGCUACCAGCCUCCUCUGCCGGCGCAUGCGCGCCCGCCGCACCGCCCCCUCCGCGGAGUUCAUGGAUCUUGCGCGUGGGACGACACCCGGACCUGGGCCUGUGCGCAUGGAGGGCACAACGACGCCCUCUGGCGACCACCUCCUCCCGCUCGCGCGCCAAGGCUCGCUCGGCGACGAGGACGAUCGACCGCCCGCGUUUACACCGGGCGUAUAUGGGGACCCGGUGCUGGAGAAGGUGCAUGCGGCGGCGGCGUUGCGCGAGCAGUACCAGCGGCGCGAUUCGUACGCGGCGGCACAGGCGGAUUACAAGGAGCCACUCGGAGAUUCAGAGGUGGGGCACGAGGACGAGAGUACGGAGGUGGGCACGGAAGAGGGCUAUGGACUCGGCUGGGACGAGAAGGCGGGAUAUGCGUGGGCGAUGUGAGGUCUGGUAUUGCUUCGUGGGGGGGCUCAUCCACCGUCGUGACCAGCUGUGCUUCCUUAUUACGC
Molecule: messenger RNA, 794 nt
Organism: Trametes versicolor FP-101664 SS1
Lineage: Eukaryota; Fungi; Basidiomycota; Agaricomycetes; Polyporales; Polyporaceae
Exons: 2
Coding region: 1-729 (242 amino acids)
Source: RefSeq, a predicted model, not a curated record